AUGCUGCCAAAGAACCACAUUACACUGUUUCUACUCGUCGCUAGAACGUCGAAGAUUCUCGCUCAUGCAAACUGGGUAAUCAUCACAUUUCAAUCCAUCAUACAUUCAAUCAACAUGCAAUUUCAGAAAAACAACUCGGGGCCAAAGGUCAAAAGGGAAUCAAAAGACUCGGUCUCUGAAAUAUUCCUCUUUGUCCGUCUGGCUCAUUCCAGCGUUCCAAAGACACUGUGGAAACCGACAAACGCAAUAGAAAAUACUGCUCCUCUCUGCAAUCCGCCUAUGAACUCCGCACAGAAUCAAAUGGACCGUUCAACGCCGGCGAGCUCAACCGUACCGAUUGGGAAUUGA
Molecule: messenger RNA, 348 nt
Organism: Uncinocarpus reesii 1704
Lineage: Eukaryota; Fungi; Ascomycota; Eurotiomycetes; Onygenales; Onygenaceae
Exons: 1
Coding region: 1-348 (115 amino acids)
Source: RefSeq, a predicted model, not a curated record